This is a messenger RNA of Erpetoichthys calabaricus (reedfish), 8980 nucleotides long. RefSeq names its product GTP binding protein 1 (gene gtpbp1). The record is from RefSeq and is a predicted model, not a curated record. Gene Ontology annotation, biological process: translational elongation. Gene Ontology annotation, molecular function: translation elongation factor activity; GTPase activity; GTP binding. The transcript has 15 exons. The coding region runs from base 375 to 2423 and encodes 682 amino acids. NCBI's taxonomy places the organism in Eukaryota, Metazoa, Chordata, Cladistia, Polypteriformes, Polypteridae.
GAAAUGAUACCCUUCGCUGCUGGAACAGGCGGUGUUUUGGAAAUUAGAGGGACGGUGUGAGUACCACGUCAUUUGUUGCAGAUCACUUUAGAAAGCAGACAUUCUUUGGUACAUUUGUGUGCACUUUUGAGCGAUCCCUUCUUUUCUGUUCAUCCCGGCUGUAUGCAUAUAUGUGUUAAGUGGAAACGCCGCCUGAUCGGUGCGUGUCCGCUCGCUUCUAAGGCACGUUAAAGGUGCUGCCCGUCACAGACGCUUCUUCGCGUGACGGUUGUUGCUCGAUACUCCUGCUUUUUGCAUCAUACUCUUGGACUCGGGCAUUUUCUCAAAACAACUCACUUUGGUAGUAUAAAAGUCCCAGAGACUCCUCGGUGGAGAUGGCAUCGGGCACGGUGACACAAGCCGGCCCGGGACCCGUUUUGGCCCCAGAGCCGCUGGUGCCGGCAUGCAUGUUCGCUCCGGACCGAGGGAGUGGCGACGAUGUAACCGAGACGGAGCACUGCGAAGACGGUGAGGCGAUGAACGGCAGUGUCGGGGAUCAGCUCGACUUCACCAGUAAGGUGGCCCUAGUGAGCCCCAGUGGGGAGCAGUAUGACUUGCUGCUUCGACAGCUUCGAGACAGGAUGGAUGAAGGUUGUGGAGAAACCAUCUAUGUCAUUGGAGUUGGUUCAGACGGAAGAGACUAUGGUCUGAAUGAGGCUGACAUGGAAGCUUCUAUAGCAACAGUGCGUUCACUGUCCGAGCAGGUGGAUGCUGACAUGAUCCUGCUCAGAGAGCGGCAAGAGGCAGGAGGCAAAGUGCGGGACUAUCUUAUACGCAGACGUGUUGGUGAGAGUGAUUUCCUUGAAGUGCGCGUGGCUGUAGUUGGCAAUGUGGAUGCUGGAAAGAGUACACUGCUGGGUGUUCUAACGCAUGGAGAGCUGGAUAACGGUCGUGGAUUUGCACGACAGAAACUUUUUCGGCACAAGCAUGAAAUGGAGUCUGGCCGUACCAGUAGUGUUGGAAACGAUAUCUUGGGCUUUGACCAACAGGGUCAAGUGGUCAACAAGCCUGAUAGCCAUGGGGGUAGUCUUGAUUGGACCAAGAUCUGCGAAAAGUCCUCUAAAGUAAUCACUUUCAUUGACCUGGCGGGCCAUGAGAAAUACCUCAAGACGACAGUAUUUGGCAUGACUGGACACCUGCCAGAUUUCUGCAUGCUUAUGGUUGGCAGCAAUGCUGGCAUUGUUGGCAUGACCAAGGAGCAUCUAGGGUUGGCACUGGCACUGAAUGUCCCUGUUUUUGUAGUGGUAACCAAAAUUGACAUGUGUCCGGCAAAUAUCCUGCAAGAAACUCUGAAACUUCUGCAGCGCUUGCUGAAAUCUCCAGGUUGCAGAAAAAUUCCAGUUUUAGUGCAGAAUAAAGAUGAUGUUAUUGUAACUGCCUCAAAUUUCAGCUCCGAAAGAAUGUGUCCCAUUUUCCAGAUCUCAAAUGUCACAGGCGAGAACAUGGACCUCCUUAAGAUGUUCUUGAACUUGCUUUCUUCUAGAACAUCAUAUAGUGAUGAGGAGCCAGCAGAGUUUCAAAUUGAUGACACCUACUCAGUACCAGGAGUGGGGACAGUAGUUUCAGGAACUACAUUACGCGGAUUGAUACGCCUGAAUGAUAUUUUGUUGCUUGGUCCAGACCCACUGGGCAACUUUAUUCAUAUUGCUGUCAAGUCAAUCCAUCGGAAGCGAAUGCCUGUAAAGGAAGUUCGUGGUGGACAGACUGCUUCUUUUGCACUGAAGAAGAUCAAACGUUCCUCCAUAAGGAAAGGAAUGGUUAUGGUGUCUCCAAAGCUUAAUCCUCAGGCAUCCUGGGAGUUUGAAGCUGAAAUUCUAGUCUUGCAUCACCCGACAACAAUUAGCCCCCGGUACCAGGCUAUGGUGCAUUGUGGUAGUAUCCGACAAACUGCAACCAUCCUCUCAAUGAACAAGGACUGCUUGCGGACAGGGGACAAAGCCACCGUUCAUUUCCGUUUCAUAAAGACCCCCGAGUACUUACAUACUGAUCAAAGGCUGGUCUUCAGGGAGGGACGCACCAAGGCAGUCGGAACUAUUACCAAGUUAUUACAGACCACCAAUAACCUGCCCUCCAACGCCAAACCCCAACAGAUUAAAAUGCAGUCCACAAGAAAAACUCCUCUGCUGAGGAAAGAGGAGGGGUUACCAGCUGGUGGAGGGGCUACUGCAGAGGACAACCCACCGAGUCAGCAAGUUCUGGGUCGACCGAACAGCCCACUUGCAGUAAUGAUGGCUCCUGAGGAUGACACUCAGAACCAAGAGGGUAAUAAAGAAAACAAGCCAAAGAGUGGAGGAGGAGGAGGCAGACGAAGAGGAGGCCAGAGGCAUAAAGGAAAGUCAAUGAGCAGCUCGACGGCACCGACAUCUAGUGGUGGAGGCAGCUAAACACAGACCUUCAUUGCUCCUUUCCCGAAUGUAGGGGAGUUGCUUUUUUUAUUGAGUAGCACUAAGUACAAUGCCAGCCUGGUGUGAUGCAUUUUGCUCAGGAAUGCUGGUGUUCCCCAGGGUUUCUUUCUCUUUUUUAAUUUCAUUCACAAUGGCAACAGCUGUGUUGGUGGAUUACACUGCUAUUAAUGCUUUCAGACCUGUGAGAAAGAUUUUCAGUAAGGGCCUUUCUGACAAUUUGUAGUGUGAUGCAUGAUGGAAAAUGCCCCUCUCAUUUAUUUUUUUAGAAAAUCCCCAAAAACUACAAUGUUCUAAAAACAGCCAGCUGUAGAAGAUUUUUAAAUUCUGGAGUCAUGAAAAAAUAAAACUACAAACCAGUUUUAAGUUGGCUUAGUUGAUAAAUCCAAUAUUGGACAAAAUAGAAAUUCUUACUAUUUUAUUCCACAAAAUAUACAAUGACUCUGUAGUACACAGUAUAUUGCUAUACAGCCUAAAUUCAAAUUAGAACGUGACAGUUUUUUAUUUUUUAUUUUUUUUUCCUAAUUUUGAAAUAGUAAUUUAGCAUUCAAAGUGAUUUUUAAAAAUAGUUUUUGGUAAACCUAAGCAGCAUUUCAAGAAGCGCUUAAUGGAUUGUUGACACAACCCAUUUAAACUUUUUAAAUAUGUAAAAUAUAUUUCAUAUUAGUCCGGCAUAAAAUUGUAGGGAUGAGGAAACCUUUACACUUAACAUAUUUUAGUGGGUUUUUUUUUUGUGUGAAAGAUUUUUUCAUAAGUGAUUCAGCAAGGAAAAAUUGCCAGACUAGUAGCGUAUUCUAUAAACCAAGCACACAAAAAGAUACGUCACAACUUUGAAAGCACAAAUAGCAUUAAUGUGGCUAUCUCAUGUUCCUCUGUUAAGCUUACUAAUGCUGUCCACCUCAAAACUGACUCUGUUCUAGAAAUUUUUUUGUAAUUUCGGUGGACUUGAUUCUGUUACAGAGAAUGGUUUAAACUAUUUGUCAAUGAAAGGAAAUAAUGGUGGACUGUGAGCUUACAGAAUCCUUGUGGAAAAUAAUUUUGAUCAAGGCUAAGUUAUGAAAAUGAGACAAAAGCACUUUAAAUGGACUGCAUAAUUUGUUUUGUGGGAUUUAUUUUAGAAAUUCAAUUUUUUAUAGAGAAUGUUUCUUUUAAAGCUUUGAAUUGACUUACUGAUUAAAGGUUUCUCUAGUCUAUUAGAGCACCAGAUUCAGUGACACUCAAUGGAGGGGAAAACCUAAAAGAUUAAAGAGAUGGGUUACUUGUACGCUCUGCCUACACCUUUCAAUGGAGGUCUUGUUCUGUAGAAUCAGAGCACCGUGUUUUAAUAGGCUGUAUAUUGUGGAACUCCAGUGUUGUCUAAUCCUCAUGCUGGGCUAUCACACCUGGUUAACCAGAAACAUGAGGAAACAGCACUUCUAUUAUUGUGGAAUAAAUACAGUGGUCCAACUGACCUUGUACCUUGAAAUGUGCAAGGUUUUGUUUUAGUGAUUUUUUUUUUUUCUUUUCUCUUUUAAACAAUAUGUUUGAUUAACAUGUCCUUUUAAUUGCACAUUUUUUUGUAAGAAAACCUGCACAGCCAUUCACUGUGAACAUUGCUUAGUUAUUCCGUGGCUUGUGAUGUGUAGCCUGUCCACGUGUAUUGAAUUGAGUUUUGAUCUUGCAUUUUAAGUGAGGAGUACAGUAAAACAUCCUUUGGCUGGAAAUCAUGGGUAACGUCAAGCCUUCCUGAGGGGCCAUGGUGGUAAUUCUAGGAGUUGAAGGCCACUGUGUCCAGACUUAGCUGUGUGUGAGCACUUUAGAUAUUUUCCCUCGACUGUCCAGAAAUUCUAAAACUGGACCAGUCCACUUGGGUUAUGAUGAGAGAGAGAGAAUGAGGGCCCAGUGAAGAGCUCGCUGUACUAAGUGCUACUGAAAUAACAUAAAAGCAGCAAGAGUUCUUUUGGUUUUGUUUUCUAUUUUUAAUUUUUAUUGUCAGAAUCUGACCAGUAGCAAAAAAAAAAAAACCUGAAAAAUGAAAAUGAAGUAGUCUAGGGGUGAGAUUUGUUUGAAAUUAUUUGUCAAAUUACUGCACCAAAAAAGAAGAAAAAAAAUCUGAAAAGCUGUACAGUAUAUGUUUUUGCGUCUAAUUAUUUUCCAGAGCUUUUUUUUUCUGACCAGUAGACAAAUGCUACAAAAAAAGUAUGUAAAAAAAGUUUAAAAUAUGCAUAGAAAAAAAACCCAAUAAUGCCACUUUGUUUUCUGUUUUUAAAUGUAGCUACAAGUUAAUUUUUCUGGCACACAAGAAUGGUGCAGAUGUUAUGUAUGAAGAAGAAACAAAUGUGCUCUGUUGUAUAUGAUUUCUUCUUGAUUAAUACUUGUGGUUAUAUUUAAAAAAAACAAUGAAUGAAAACUGAAUUAAAUCUGUAGUUUUUUUUUUUUUUCGUGAUCUGUGUUUCACCACUUCUUCAUCUGAACAGGAAUACAUCUUUUUGAUUUUUUUUUCAUAUCUGAAACAAAACCAUAAGACUACAACUAAAGUUUAAAUAUUAUUUUUUCUACAAUAUUUCUUACAUCCUGUAGCUAAAAUUCACAAUUAACAUUCACAUCAAAAAAAUAGUCUUUUAUUUAUUUACUAGUCGGACAUUAAUGUCCAGUAAACUUGAUGAAUGGCUAAAAGAAAGCCAACUUUCCGUUUUUCAUAUUUGUAGGACAUCUCCAAAUUCAACAGACAGUAAAAUAUUCUGUUUUAAUUUUUUUAUUGUUUGGAAAAAUCAACAGUAACUGAUCUUGCUAUUACUUUUUCUUCACCCAGUGGUGGGCUUUCUCAGGACAGUCUCCUUAAUCUUGAUAGACUGGUUGCAGAGUGUAACGUUGUACUACUUUUGUUUGUAUGUGUGUGUGGUGUGCAGUGAAGGCAGUGGUACAGGAACUUGGCAGUGGGCAGCGUGGCACUGCUCAGAUUCCAUUUGUAAUUUCCAAGGUACUGCCCAGUACUGUUCUUUUGUAAGGAAUCUGGAUUUAAGGACCUGAAAUAGACGGAUAUCACAGACAUUGUUCCUUUACCAAGUUUUAAUCUGUGUUACAGGUACAGAAUUGUUCAGUUCAGAAUUAGCAAUAUCCUAUCACAAGCCAAAUUAACAUGUAGUGAUAUCUCUUAUUAUAUAUAAAAAAAAAAAUUAAAAUAGCUGAAGUGAAAGUAAUGUAAUGUAGGUGCAUAAGGAUGUACAUGUAUACACGUGUAUGACUGCACUCAUACUUUUUACUUUGUAGUAUAUAAACUAUAAGCACUAAAUAUAUUCUCAUUAUUCAUUAUGAUAUAAUAUGUAAAAUAUUCUGUCACGGUAAAAAGAAUUAAAAUAUUCAGAUAAGAAGAAAAAUAUUAGAAAAAAAAGAGGUGGAAUAGCGGUAAACAUGUUAUAUUGUAACUGGUACAUUUUGCACACACAAAUACUUAACCAAGCCCUCGGCCAUUGCUGGCGUUCAUUCGUCUUUGCAUUCCACAUAUACACUAUUUGACUUCUGCAUUUUGAGUGCUCAUUUAAUGUUUUAAUGGAUGCUGGAAUCAGUUUUUUUUAGCUCCGAUUCUGAUUUCUCUGGAAACGUAAAGACAUGGCGUUGAUUGCUGAUUGUUUGAGUCUGAGCGGAAACAGAAGACUGCGUUUGACUUCAGCUCUGCACAGGCCCCGUUUAAAUGCGGUAAAACGCAGCCCGUUUUGCAGGAGUCGUUGCAAGGAAAUCAAGGAGUAUACGGAUUUGGCCGAUUUCAAAUAUGAUCUCCUUCUGUUUGAGGUAUUUUCUUUAUCGCAUAGUUUAUCGAACAUAAGUAUUAAACAUCUAUACUUUGAGGGAUUCAGUCUUCACAGGCAGUAAGCAAGAUCUGGUAUCUUUUUUCGUUCAUAAAAAAAAAUACUGCUAACAAUUUAACUAGGUGGGUGGGAGGUGCCUUCUAACAUUUAGAGAUAUCUGACAAUGCGGUUCACUUUUUAAGAGAUCUGAAACCUGUUUCUCUCUUACUUUAUAUUUUAGAAUAUCUGAAAUGCAUUUUCAGACAUCUCAAAUUGACUCUCCAUGCAUUUUCAGCUUUUUGAAAUGCAUUUCGUGAUAUCUGAAAAUCACUUCCUAUAGCAUGUCAUACACUGCAAGUCCCAUUGAAAGAAUAUUUUAAAAUACAUUGAGGCACAUUUCAUCUAUGUUAAAAUGAGCUGGGGAUAAUUCUAGAGAUUUCUUGACCUGCAUUUCAGGUAGCUGAAAAUGGACAGGAAGCUAUUUUUGAGAUCUAAAAAUGUUUAAGGUAUCUACAUUUGUGUUGUAGAUGCCUAAAAAUGAUCGGAUAUCAUGGAAUAGGUUAAUUUCUUUUAAAAUGUAUCUUUUUAAACGUGUACAAGAUAUCUUAAAAUAAUAUUGAGGGUGUCCUGAAAGACAUUUUAAGAUAUCAUGAAAUGGGUUUGAGAGCUAAGAAUGUUUAUAGAUCUCUUCAUAUUGAGGAAUUAGCUUUCUGUCCAUGUUUACAUAUGUGAAAUACAUUUCAAGAUAUCUCAAACUAACCUCCUGCUCAUUUUAAGAUGAAAAGACUGAAAAUACUGGCAGUUUUGCAGAAAGUCAUUUUGAGAGAUCUUGACAUAAAUAGUGCGUCAUUCUGAGAUUUCUUGAAACCUUUACAUAUUUUGAGGUAUCUCUGAAUGUUAAUUUGGCUGGCUAUUGCGUCCCAGUAACAUAAUAGAUGGUGUUUUCAGUUCCUCUUGGAAGUCUGUUACCAAUUCUGUGAUUUUCUGACCUGAAUCCGUCCUUCUCUCGAGAACUAUACUAUUCAGUAACAAAAUACAGGGUGGGCCAACAGUAGGUAAUACAGUAUUUACUAAUCUUUACCUAUAAACUUCUUUUUUCGGGGCUUGUAAAUGAGAAGGUUUCUGAGAGGAAGGCUCACACAGUACAUAAAUCGAAGGAGUACAUCUCGCAAGCAUUUAUGGACAUUGAUGCUCAGCAGAAUUUGUGUGUCACAGUGUGGGGGACAGGUAUCAGGAAUGUUGCAGUAUUGAUGGGAGGAUAGUUUGAGCACCUAAGAGAAUAAACAAGACCCCAAACAGUGCUGUACAAUGGCUGACCCUGCGCACGGACCUCUUAAGGUCCUGUGAAAAGACCAUUUCCACUUGGAGAUUAAUGAAAUGUAUCAAAUCAAAAAUAGCUGUAAAAUAAAUAUAAAUUAAUGAAUAAAUACUGUAUACCUACUUUUGGCCCACCCCGUGUUUCUCAAUUGUUAAUCAUCAUUCAAAUGUUGUAAUAAUACAUUCUCAAGUCCUUAAUUUUAUAAACCACAUCAUCAUAAUGGAUAUCUGAUAAAAUGCUUAUUACCUACAGGGGUAGUUGGGACACUUUGUAGGCAGGGGUUUGAAUCCAAACGUGGCCUCUAAGUUCUCCUUGUUCCUGCCCAAGAACUCCGCAUCCCAAACUCCUGCAUGUUAGGUCAACUGGCAUCUCUAGAGUGUCUCUGGAUGAGUGGGGUGUGGGUGUGGGAGUGACUGUCUGACUGGGUAGGCACCACUUUCUCAAGGCCCUGGAGCUGUGUAAGUGGGUUAGAAAAUGGAUGGACAUCAGAACCCUGAAUGGGAUCAGGUAUGUUAGGAAAAUGCAUUUGUGACUGGCAGGGCACAGUAAUCCUGUGCCAAUAGUUUGUGACUUUAUGCUGCAAGAUUUUUAAUAAACAAUGUAAGAAAGUGGGGAAUUUUGUUAUCUUUUCUUUAUGGUGUUGUAAGGCAAUGAGUCUGAUUUUUAAAAAAAUCUUCUAAGGCAUGAUGAUACAAACUUCAUAUAUCCUAUAAAGUAACUUUUAUUGGAGACCUGUGGCCAGCGUAACUCUGCAACCAAUCUUGCUGUUUCACACUAAAUGGAUUAUACUUAAAUAAACCACCUAUGUAUUGAAAUGUAAUUUCUAGUUUAGAAAGCACUUGACUGAGGAGAUUGUCCUGUUUGAUUGUGUUCUUUUGUCCAGAAUGUCUGGUUGGUUUCAGUGUUUCAUCCUGGGGAAAAGAAGAGAAGAAUGAGGGGAAUCUGUACAAUUAAAAGGCAGAUUUCAGGUGACCACUGUCUGUAACCCAAGUUUGCUUCACAAUGAACGUUUUCUGUGAGUAACUCGAGUCUACAUUUUCAUUAUCUGUAAAAAGUGUUUUUUGUUUUGUUUUGCUUUAUGAAGGGUUCAAGUUGAAGGUACAGCGAGAACCGAAAAAGCAUUAAGAGUGAAGAUAAGAUUUUACAUAUUAUAGCCUGACUUAUUUUAUAUGCAGAUAUUUAAAAAAACAAAAACUUUUUUAUUGACCUUCAUGCUUUUUGAUAUUUUAUUAAUUACUAAAGAGUUUGGGGUUUUGGAUAUGAUGAAAGUAGAUUGAGAAUGUUUAUGUAUUUAAAAAGUCCAUUCUGUUUUGGAAAAUUGCUUUUCAUUAUUGCAUGAUCUUUUUUUUUUUUUUUUUUUUUUCUAAGAAAGAUUUCAAGAAACCCUUAUAAAAAAAAAAAAAAAUCAGGCAGAAUGAUGGAUUGUGUUACAUUUCAAAUAAAAGCAUCCACCUUUG